GAGCCGGCCCGCGCACCCGCUGCGGGCCACACCCAGCUGCGCGUGGACUCCGCGGCGGGGGCUGGCCUGUCGCUGGCGUGGAGCCCGAGGAAAGGGUACCGGGUGGUCGAGGUCGACGCCUGGCCGGGGCAGCCAGGGCUGCGCGUCGGGGACCUCAUCCGCGCCAUCGGGGACGCCCGGCUGGACGACGCGGGGGAGGAGCAGGAGGUGGAGAGGCGUUUCGGCGCUCGGUUCCGCAACGGUGUGGCCCUGGAGGUCGAGCGUCCGCCUGAGCCGGUGGCCGUCGUCACGGGUGCAUUUCAGGCGCAGCUGCGGGUUGUGGCCGGGGGGCGCUGUGGUAUGGAGCUGGUAUGGCACCCGCCAGAGGUCGUGGGGGCGCCCAGGGGGGAAGCGAGAGAGUGCCGGCCUUCUCAGAAGGUGGCGGGGCUUCGGCAGAGGGAAACAAUCAGUGGACACUCCCCCGCUCCCCAAAACUCAAAGUUGGCACGUGCGGGGAAGACUGUGGUCGAAGUGCAGCUCUCUCAGCCCCGCGCCAGCAUUGAUUAUUGGGGGCGCGGGCAUUGGCAGGCGAAUGCGGCAGGAGUGUUCGCUCGUUUCUUCGGAGGCUUGUUCUUCAUACUCAGCAGCUGA
This is a messenger RNA of Prorocentrum cordatum, 630 nucleotides long. NCBI's taxonomy places the organism in Eukaryota, Dinophyceae, Prorocentrales, Prorocentraceae. The record is from the annotation of a GenBank genome assembly.